AGUGUCAACUUCUAUGAAAAAAAAAUUGAAGGAUAUGAUGUUAAAAAAGUACCAGUAGGAGUUGUUUCCUGCUAGUUUAUAAUAGAUUUCCAGUGGCACAAGGCGAGUCAACGGGGAAGUGAUGUGGCUGUUCUAACAUUUAGGUUUUCAAAUUUAAAGAUUCGUAAACGUGGUAAGCAUUCAUAAUUAUAAAUUCGAUUGUGUAUAUACACAUUUAAAUUAAGUUAUUUUCUUUUCUUUUGUUUUCUUUCAUUAUUUUUUUUUCCUUCUGAGUGCCACGUUUGAAAUUGCGUCUGUACUUGGCUAUCCAUUUGGCAACUUACUGCUGCACGUCAGCAUUUAACUUCAGUGAACUUCAAAACAGAAACAGCAGAAAGAGCCACCAGAUUGCUUACAAGCUGCAACAACACGACGAAUGUUAACCUGGAAGGCACGUUUGGUCCACAUAUCACUUGAGGGAGUAACCCGCUCCACCUCCAGCAUGCUGGACUGAAGGAGGAUGGCAUCUGCAGUGUUUGAAGGCACUUCUCUGGUCAACAUGUUCGUCAAGGAUUGCUGGGUCAAUGGGAUCCGGAGGCUUAUCAUUAGCAAAAAAGGAGAAGAGGAGGAAUUCUUUGAGAUCAGGACAGAGUGGUCUGACAGAAACAUUUUAUACUUACACAGGAGUUAUUCGGACCUGGGGAGGCUUUUUAAGAGGCUACUGGAAUCCUUCCCUGAAGAUCGAAAUGAUCUUUCCCAAUCACCCCUAUUAGAAGGUCUUGUCAAGAUCAAGGAGGCUCAUGACAUUGAAGCAAGAUUAAACGAAGUUGAGAGACAUCUAAAAAAUACAAUAAACAUGCCUGGGAAGUAUUCAAGGUCUGAAGUGGUACUUACUUUUUUUGAACGGUCACCGUUAGACCAAGUAUUGAAAAAUGACAAUGUUCACAAGAUUCAGCCUUGCUUUCAAAGCCCAGUAACAAUAUCAGAAAUCAUGAGGUCAAAUGGAUUUUGUUUAGCCAACACAGAGACAAUAGUCUUUGACCAUAAGAUACCCAACGGAAAAGAGCGACACUUAUCAACGGAUUCUGCAGAACACCUGUUUGAGAAUGGGAGCGACAAUACCCCAGCGUUGGACAACAGUGACGAAGACCCAGAGGCAUAUGUUACCAAUCUGUCCUACUACCACCUAGUCCCUUUUGAGACUGAUAUUCUGGAGUGAACCUGCGGUUGGAUAAAGCUGGAAUCAGAUAGACAGGAAUUUUAAUGUUCUGCCUGUAAUACUUUUGGAUCUCCAUUCUUCGUAUAACAAUUGAGGAAUGCAAACACAAGAAGGCAUCCAUUCAGAAGGCUAAGUUGUUCUCAUAAUACACCCACUGUUUAUUUUCAGCCCUGGAAUUUAGCAACAGCAGCCAGCUUCCUAAACUCUCCUCACUAGGAGCCAGUGCAACUUAGCGCUUACAGCUGUGACGUGGAGCCUGUAUAACAUGGAUUCAUUUGCUAUGCACUUGUGUGGCCUUGGUAAACUCAGCUGCAUUGGGUACACAGGACCCCAUCUUGUUUACAGAAUUCAAAAGGAAAGUCUUCCGUGCCUCAAUUUACAAUUAUUAACCUUGUGUUCAUCUGGUACUCCAUCUUGGUAAAUGAAAAAACUGAAAGGAAAAUAGCUGCUGUGUUGUUCUAAGACAGAUCUUGUGCUGCAUAAACUAUAACAACUAAGCUUUUGUGAGAGCAUACAUUUUGCACCAGUUUUUCUUAAUAGGUUGUUUCUGCCUAGUUUUCUGUUAGUAUUUACAGCAAUUACUGGUAUUAUUGUGACUGGGAACUAGAAAAGAUAUCAGUAUGUGUUGUUGCUGUUGAUUAUCCAGCACAUACUGUUAACAAGUAUUAGUAAACUUGUUAUAGUACACAACUGUAUAUACAGUAAAAAUAGGUUCUGAACUGUCUUGAAUGUUUACCACAAGCUUAAACCAGUGUUAACCAUUGCUGGAAAUUCUAACAAGGUUGUAUAGUAUAUCAACCUGAUACAUCAACCUGAAUAGUGCCACACGUAAAGGUACUUGAUAAGCCUGAGCUAUGGGCAUUUCCCUUUCAAAGCAGUAAAAAGUAAAAACUGCUUGGUAAUGCUGUACAAAUGCUUGGGAUUGAUUUAUACUUACAGUAGUGUUCAGUCUAGGGAGCUAAAUUAAAUCAAGCCAAUAUUAUAUCAUUAUAACUAUUUAAAAUAAAUGCAGCUUUUCUAUUUGCAUUUGUAUUUCAACUGGAAAUUACAUGUGGUGUGUUGACAUCAGUAUCAUUUAAGGCAUCUGUUUUCUGUAGACGGUAAUAACAUUUAGCACAUAUACAGCUAUGGCCAAAGGAUGUGCAUUAGCCUGUAGAAUUUUGCUUCAUAAAGUCGAAUGAAACCUGCUGAAUAAUGAUAUGUUAACAUAUUGAAUUACACAACGCUUUGUAGUUUUCCAUAUACUUAAGGAAAAACUGACAAGAAUUGAAAAAUGUGUCAUUUCAAAAUCUAACAUAAUACUGUACUACUAUUAUGGCUUCCAGUAGACUUUUUCCAUCUCAUUUAGUGAUUUCUUUGGUUACACAAUGUUUAAUAAAAAAUCUAAAUUAUUUUCAUAUAGUUUUAGUUUUUUUUUCAAUCCUAAAAUUCUAGGUAAUGCAAAACUUUUGGCCAUAGCUGUACACGUGAUAGUAAUUCUAAAAAUUAAAUUGUAUUUAAAAUAUAGAUGGAAUAAUAAUAAAUGAAUAUGACAUGGA
Acipenser ruthenus (sterlet) is the source of this 2736-nucleotide messenger RNA. Its product is annotated as PX domain-containing protein 1-like. The transcript is spliced from 5 exons. The record is from RefSeq and is a predicted model, not a curated record. Bases 500 to 1198 code for a protein of 232 amino acids. Gene Ontology annotation, molecular function: phosphatidylinositol binding. NCBI's taxonomy places the organism in Eukaryota, Metazoa, Chordata, Actinopteri, Acipenseriformes, Acipenseridae.